GCUGACUUGGGGCCUCUCACAAGAAGGACUCAUCUGUUUAGUUUGUGACUUUGAGGAGAACCCAGAUGUAGAUAAAAGUAACCAACAGCAGGUUAUGGUGAAGAAACUCAAUAGUCAGCCACCUCUCCUUGACGCUUCCGUAUUUCUGCCUGUAUGUCAUCAGGGCAAACUACCUUUCCAUUUUUCAUCAACUUCUGGGAUUUUUUAGUAACUACACAUCUUAUGUACCUGUCCUGAAUACCAAUUUUCUUUUUGUCUUUUUUUUAAUCACCAAAGUCCAUUAAAAUCUGUCCCAAUCAUUGCUCUUUCUCGCUGCCUGCAAUGCUCUGAACUCAUGUCUCCUACUACAAUUUACCUUUGGGGUGUGACUACUUAAAACAUUUAACAGAACACACUCGAUUAUAAGCUAUAACCUGUUCACUCAAUCGGACACUCCUUACACCUCCAGGACAUUCUAAACUCUUAGGUUAAUGUCACAGGUGGUGGUUGUUAUUCAGCUAGGCCAUGGCGAUCCUGUUUGAAAUUCUUUAAAUUAUUCAGCCUAAUACUUUUGUUUUAUCCUGGAUGUCCUUCCUCCUGCAUUUAUCGAGUCUUGGAACUGGCUUUCGUUUCGCACUUCUUUGUAACCCCAAAAGGCUGCAUUACCGUAGGUUACGUUCUCGGAACUACACUAAACAUACAUCAAACAUGAUAUAUAAUUCUCCAAUAAGUUUCAAAUUUUAAAAUGGGGCGAUUUUAAAGUUUAUUGAUGCACAGAAUUAUAGAUGCAAUGCCCUCAUUUGGUAGACUGUCAACCGUGUGCUUGGUGUAAAAAUGGACUUCCUUUCGGUGCCGGGGCAAGUUUGGCGUGUUUGGGACCAUAGAGCUGCCUCUCCCUGGACCCACCCUCGGUCACAGAAAGUAGACUGCAUUCUGGGCGUCUCCAUUUUCAUUCCAGGGCAAGUCUAGUUUACUGUGUUUGUGAAUUUGGUAGAGGCGCUUUGCCUUGCUCGGUGUUCCGGGUGAUGAAACUACCGUCCCCGCCACCCAAUAUGGCGACAAAAGAUAGACUACAUUUUAGACAGCUUAAAAGCAAGUCUAAAUGGCAGUGCGGAUUUUGGUGGAUUUUUUCGAGCCUCAGGUAAAAAGAUCGGCAUUCCGCAGACGUGUGUGGUGAAUGUCAACUAUUCCAUUCAUGAAUGUGAAAACAAUAUUCGGACAGUCCUCAGAAUCACUGUAAAAAUCAUAUUAAUUGAACAAAUUAUAAUCAUCAUAUUUUUAGCAUGGCUCUCUCUCUGACUGCCAGCUUAACUUGUGUGGGGGGGUGGGGGGGGGGGAGAGAAAAGCACACAGGGACACACGGUCGUGUGUUUAAGGCGGUCCUUGGGAGAUCUUGCUGUUUACCUGCCUUUGUCAUGCACAGACCGCCGCAGCAGGUCAAUUUCUGUUCACUCGAUGUCAAGUAUAGCGUGCCCUCCAAAUAUGAUUUAAAAUGAAUGCAAACGAGAGAUGUUGCCACAAAAAGGUUACGUUGCAUCCCACAAUGGCGCAAAUGCCUUGUUCCGCCCAAUUCUACCUGUACAAAGUCUAGCACAGUGAUGACCAACUCCGGUCCUUGAGGGCCCCUAUCCUCCAUGUUUUAGAUGUUUCUGUCCUCCGAUACAUGGUUGAAAUUAUCAGGAUCGCUAUGGGGCUUUGACAGUGCUUGUUGAUGAGCUGAUCAUUUGAAUGAGGUCUUUUGGAAGAGGGACACAUCGAAAACAUGCUGGUCUCGCAAAAUACCAAAAGAAAACUCCAUCCAUGCACAAAGUUAGACGGCACUUUGCGGCAGACUUGCACUUGCCAUGAAAACAAGGCCCACAGAUGAGAGAUUGCUUGUGCUCCCACAUGAUAAUUUCUCUGCUAGAACAACUGGUUCAGAGUGUACCCCGCCUGCUGCCCUGAGACAGCUGGGAUAGGCUCCAGCACACCCACGACCCUCAUAAGGAUAGAGCGGUUCAGUUAAUGGAUGGAUGAGUCAAAAGUGGUGCUCCCCCAAGCUUCAAUGCACAAAGGAGUACUAAUUAAAUCACUUUUAAUAUAAUAGUAUGAUAAUAGUAUACCAGGCAACUGACGAGUGUUUCUUAUCAAAAUGCACGGCAGACUUUCAUGCAAAGAAUGAAACAUUCAACAAUGGACUGAGAUGGAGUGGAGACCACUGAGAUUAAUUGAGUUCAUAUGCCUCUCUUUUUGCAGUUUUAUGUAUCCAUCCAUUUUUCUGUACUGCUUAUUCUGUUCAGGGUCAGGGGGAGGAGGACCUUAUUAGAGCUGAAAUUGGGUGGUCGUUGAUGUUGCACAUUUGGUGGAAAUAUUGCACUGGUUACCACGUUAGCCUCACAGUAAAGUGUAACGCAAGCUGAGCUGUGAUUGGUCUUUACCUGAGUCUUGGGCGCAUGAUGUUUGUGUCAGUGGACAGCAAGUAGCAAAAUGUGUUUUUAAAGGUGUUAAUUAAAAAAAAAAGUUAACAUGUUAUCAAUCCCUUUAAAUCUUUCUUGUUUGGUUCAUUGAUUUAUUUUUGCUGCCGCAGUGUUGAACAGUGUGGAAUUGAGUGAAGCAUAAUUCAAAGCUUUGAUAACAAAUGUUUCAAUUAUAAAGUAAAAAAGUAAAAAAAAAAAAUAUAUAUAUAUAUAUAUAUAUAUAUAUAUACACAUACAUAUACUAAGCUUUUUAUUUUGAUUACAUAUCAUCAUAUCAGCUCCCUGAGUUGAUAUGCCUCACCAGUCAUGAAGAACCGGGUGGCAAGACUGUGUAAUUGUCCCUGGUAUUUAGAUCCAGUGGAUAGUGUUUUAUCUGUUUAUUACUAGGGCACCUUUGGCCCCGGCGCUAGAGAUUGAGAGAGAGAGAGAGAGAGAGAGAGAGAGAGAGAGAGAGAGAGAGAGAGAGAGAGAGAGAGAGAGAGAGCGCGAGCGCGCGGGGGGGGGGGGCGCUCUGGCGCUCUGCCAUCAGCUUCAUUCAUUACGGUACCUGCCGUCAAUCUCCGCCAUCCUCCAGUGGAGAAGACCCCAACACAGCAUCCACUAAGACGGUCAACAUCUGCUUAGACUCACGGCAGACGCCAGGAAGAAAAAGCAGGGAAGAAAUCCAUCAACAAUCAAUUAUCAUGUCAGGGGCCACUGGGGACUUAACAUGUGAGGAGUGUUUUUCGGUACAGGGGGCCAACAGCACGGAGUUGCACACGCACUCCACCGUGGACGACGAUGAACUUCUGCGCUACAUCUGGACGGAAUAUUUGCAUCCCAAGCAUUACGAGUGGGUUCUCAUUGUGGCUUACAUCUUUGUGUUCUUCGUUUCACUCAUUGGCAACUCGCUCGUUUGUUUUGCAGUAUGGAAAAACCGGCACAUGCGCACCGUGACCAACUAUUUCAUCGUAAACCUUUCGUUCGCUGAUGUCUUGGUGACCAUCAUUUGCCUGCCUGCAAGUUUAGUAGUCGACAUCACGGAGACAUGGUUCUUUGGACAGACGCUUUGCAAAGUUGUGCCCUAUUUACAGACUAUCUCCGUCUCAGUGUCAGUCCUGACACUGAGCUGCAUUGCGCAAGACCGCUGGUAUGCCAUCUGCCACCCGCUGAUGUUCAAAAGCACUGCCAAGAGGGCUUGCAAGAGCAUUAUUAUCAUCUGGGUGGUGUCGUGCAUCAUCAUGAUCCCCCAAGCCAUCGUGAUGGAGACCAGCAGUCUGCUGCCGUCCCUCACAAACAAGACCAGUUUGUUCACCGUGUGUGAUGAACACUGGGAAGCUGAGAUCUACCCAAGGGUCUAUCACAGCUGUUUCUUCAUUGUCACAUACUUUGCCCCCUUAUGUCUCAUGGUGUUGGCCUACAUCCAGAUCUUUCACAAGCUGUGGUGUCAACAGAUUCCUGGCAGCACAUCAGUAUUGCAGAGAAAGUGGAAGACUAUGCAGUGCUCCGCGGCCCCUGCGGGGCCGGGGGAGUCUGUGCGGGUCAAAACCAGCACCGUUUGUGCUGAGAUCAAACAGAUCCGGGCACGGCGCAAGACGGCUCGUAUGCUGAUAGUGGUACUCUUUGUGUUUGCUCUGUGCUACUUGCCAAUCAGCGUACUCAAUGUGAUGAAAAGAGUCUUUGGGACAUUCAAGAAGACGAGUGACCGAGAGACAGUGUAUGCUUGGUUUACCUUCUCACACUGGCUCAUAUAUGCCAACAGUGCACUCAAUCCCAUCAUCUACAAUUUCCUCAGUGGGAAGUUCCGUGAAGAAUUCAAAGCAGCCUUUUCUUGCCAUUGUCACCUUCCAGGCCAAGAGAGACCGAAGAGAAUACGCACUCGAAUGAGCACAGACAGUCGAAAGUCACUGUCCACUCAUGUUCACAACAUGGACAAUGUGUCACACAUAUCAGAUCAAAUGGUGUAAGAUCAUCGGCAGAUUGCGGACUCUCUUUUCAUGCCCAAAGUCUAUGUAUCUGCAAAGGCGUGAGCUAGACUAAAUUUUGGUAUUUUCGCAGACCCGUACAACAUGGCCCAUUUUAAAAAGGCGUUUUGCCUUUGUGGGCGGGAACACAGGUGACUUGUUUUGCUGCCAUUUGAAAUGGGGGGGGGGGGGGGGUCUCAUUACCUGUAAAUAUUGAUGUAUGAAUGUUUUUUUUUCCUUUUACUUCCGGUCCAACUUUGUAUGCAGCUAUGGUUGUUUUUAAAGUUGAGUUGAGUAAAUGCCGCAAAGGCACACUGAUAGUCCUUGACACGGCAAAAGAAAACACCCGGAUCCUGUCGCAGGCUGAGGUGCUCAUAGAACAUAUAUAUAAGAAACUACAAGCCGGCCUCAAUGGGUGGACGAUAUUCAUUUGGCUGUUGGAAGACCACAAAGCUGUGAAGUGGGCAGUUGGAUAACCAACCGCAUGUUUCGAACUGCAUCAAGCUGCGUGCAUCUGCGAAAAUACCAACACUUGGUGUAGAUGGCCCUUUGCAUAGUUAGACCGCCUUUCGCACCAGAUUUGCGCUUGGCACAAAUAUAGAGCCCUGACAUUAUACUACACUAUCGGUCACUUUACAGAUUAUAUAUGGUUAACGGCUACUCUAUCUGUUAGGAAUGUAGGACAAAAUGAGUGCCGAUACGACCUGUUACGCAUCUACCUCGAUGAAAGCAAUUUAAAUUGGAUUUAAUUUGGUUUGUAUUUCAAAGUAAAAAGGAGAAUUCUUUGUCAUCUAAAGUAAUAAUCCCUGAACCAAAUCGCUGAGUAGAGUCCCACUAUGGCUGGGUUUGUGUUGCCUCAAACAUCUUUGAUGAGAUGCAAUUUAAAAUUCAUUCAUUUUCCGAUCCGCUUAUCCUCACAAGAGUCGCGGGGCGAUUUCAAAAUAUAAAUUUGAAAUUUGAAUUGAUGGGGACCAAUGAGCUUUAAAAUGUUUGGGAUCUUGCUUGCAGGAUUUUUGGCUCGUAGACAUGCUGAGAGCUCAUCCUCUGAAUAAACUUUUGUGUCCAAGCUUCUUCUUUGUUCAUGUCAAUGUUUCACCUUUUUUUUUUUUUUGGAUAUGCUUCCACAGGGUGUUUACUGUCAUCUCUGUACACUUGACAUCACCAAGGUUACUUGCUGACUUUGUUGCUAAUCUGUUAUCUGUUAAUUUGUUAAAAAAAAUGAUUUGUACUGCUUUGUACUUUUUGUAAACUAAAUUCUGCUGUUGUCUUACUUAGUGAACACCUGUCUUGCUUGCAAUUAAGAGUUGCCAAGUAUCUGUAUGAUGCUUUAAAAAUAGUGUUUUAUCUCUGAAAUAUAAAGGAGCAUUCGAACCACAUGCAAAUAAAUAAAUAUAAAAAAUAAGAGAGAUAGAAUAGGAUCGUAUUGUUACAGGGGAAAAAACGUUUUACUUUUACAACUAAAACAUAUAUGAGAAAGAAAUGGAAUACUAGGCUAAAAAAAGUGUACUUUUGUGAGAAUAAGUCAUAUUAUUAGAAGAAAUAAUUGCAGUUUUACAAGAAUCAAAUUCAAAUCUUAUGAGGAAAAAAAGACUAAUUUAUGGGAAUAAAAUCCAUGUAUCAUGAGGAAACAUUUUCAAUACAACCAGAUUAAGGGAGUAAUAAACUGUCAUUUGAGAGAGAAAAUUAUUUUGAGUUUAUUAAUGAUAGGAAUAAUGAUAGGAAUAAAAUCAGAAUUUUUGGAGAAAUAGGACACACACACGCGCAGGCACACGCGCACACACACACACACACAUACGCGCACACACACACACACACACAUCACAUUUAAUUAAAAGCACACUUAGCCAAGUAUGCUAUUUAAUCCAACGGGGCCUUCUCCCACUUUCUAGUUCAGCAGUGGAUUCCUGUCAUUCAAACUGUGAGGCAAAGAAAAAGGUGUGGGUCCAAAUCAUGACACAACAAAAUCUUGCUCUUGGGAAAUAGUAAAAAUAUGUUGGAUUUUUUUGAAGGGGGCGGGGGGUUAUGGAAGAUUUGUUUUAUCGUGAUGUGCUCAAGAAGAACCUCUUGCUCCUGAAAGAAAAUGUUCUUCAGCAAACUUCAAACAUAAAACACAGUCGAUGUUGGCAAAUUUCCACAGUCAAACACUUUCCUUGAGAUCAGAUAUUGAUCAGAUAUACAAAACAGAAUAGUGAUUUCAUAUCAACCUAAUGUCCAUUCAUUGUGUUUUAUUUAUAUAUGCUUAUGUACAUGGUAUGUUGUUGCAUCAAAAUGUAUUCGGUGAUUAUGUAAUUAAUUAAUUUAUUUUUACUUGAAAUGUGGUUGAAUAAAUGCAUCCCUUUGAUCUUAA
Messenger RNA from Hippocampus zosterae (dwarf seahorse), 6725 nucleotides. RefSeq names its product hypocretin (orexin) receptor 2 (gene hcrtr2). Gene Ontology annotation, biological process: circadian sleep/wake cycle process; feeding behavior; G protein-coupled receptor signaling pathway. Lineage: Eukaryota; Metazoa; Chordata; Actinopteri; Syngnathiformes; Syngnathidae. Gene Ontology annotation, cellular component: membrane. The transcript has 7 exons. Gene Ontology annotation, molecular function: orexin receptor activity. The record is from RefSeq and is a predicted model, not a curated record. The coding region runs from base 3119 to 4381 and encodes 420 amino acids.